Molecule: messenger RNA, 1230 nt
Organism: Carica papaya (papaya)
Lineage: Eukaryota; Viridiplantae; Streptophyta; Magnoliopsida; Brassicales; Caricaceae
Source: RefSeq, a predicted model, not a curated record
AUGGCUUCAAGCACAGAGUUUUGUUACCACUGUCCUCACUCCUAUCACAGCUACAGUUACUUUCCUAACACUCUUUCGCUACCGGCUCUCAGUGAAAAGGUUGGUACAUUAAAGAAUGACAUGCUGAAGCUUUUUGACAGUAUUGAGAAAUAUGCCCUAACGGUGAAGCUUGUGCAAGCAUUCAAAUCUGGUGCAAAGGAUGCUUCCAUAAUUGAGAGUCAGGAACUUAAGGUUAACCCUGGAAGUGCAGUACAUGUCUUGGAUGCUUUGCCUAAGAAUGUUGAUGUUGGAAAUUAUAUUUUCGUAUUUGAGAUUGUGCUUCAUGAUCCUGAGCAUGAGACAGUAUAUGCUACUGGGGGCAAAACUGAAGUACCAGUAUUUGUUACGGGAUUUAUCAUAAUUGAGAAUGCAGAGAUUGCAGUACUUGACAGUGAUCUUGGAAGUAUAGAAACACAAAAGAAAUUAGAUUUAGCUGCAGAUGAUGUUGUAUCAUUAUCCGCUAACCACCUUCAGAAGCUCCGCCUAUCCUUUCAGUUGACAACUCCUCUCAAGCGUGCUUUUAAGCCACAUCAGGCAUUUCUGAGUUUGAAACAUGAGUCCAAGGUCGAGCAUGUAUUUGUGGUUGGGAAUUCUGGAAAGAAGUUUGAAAUUGUUCUAGUUAAGUUUCUCGACUGGUUUGGUUUUGAUUUCCUUGGACUGGUCGAGAAAUUCUUCUAUCUUUCUGGUAGAUAUGACAUUCAGCUAACUGUCGGUGAUGCUGUCAUGGAGAACUCUUUACUACGGGCUAUCGGCCAUGUUGAGUUAGACCUACCAGAACCUCCUGAGAAGGCGCUCCAUCCUCCACCACAGCCUGUCGAUCCUUAUUUGAGAUAUGGGCCUAAAGCAGAGAUAACUCACAUUUUUAAGGCUCCUGAAAAGCGUCCACCUAAGGAGUUGUCUCUUACUUUCUUGGGACUUACCUUCUUGCCAUUUAUUGGAUUCUUGAUUGGGCUAUUGCGGCUAGGGGUGAACCUGAAGAAUUUUCCUUCUUUGGCUCUCCCUGCGACAUUUGCAGUCCUCUUCCAUUUGGGCAUUGGAGCAGUUCUGGUGCUAUAUGUGUUUUUCUGGUUGAAGUUGGAUCUAUUUACAACAUUGAAGGCACUUGGGUUCUUGGGAGUGUUCCUUAUGUUUGUGGGACACAGGAUCCUUUCAUACCUGUCGUCAACAUCAGCCAAGUUGAAAUCUGCCUGA